Messenger RNA from Poecilia latipinna (sailfin molly), 3304 nucleotides. RefSeq names its product inhibitory synaptic factor 1 (gene insyn1). Gene Ontology annotation, cellular component: postsynaptic density. The transcript is spliced from 2 exons. Lineage: Eukaryota; Metazoa; Chordata; Actinopteri; Cyprinodontiformes; Poeciliidae. The record is from RefSeq and is a predicted model, not a curated record. Gene Ontology annotation, biological process: inhibitory postsynaptic potential. Bases 17 to 979 code for a protein of 320 amino acids.
CGUUGCUUUGUAAAGGAUGUCCCUCAGCAGAGCUCCGGCCCGGGACACCUCUGAGACCCCCAGCCCGAGAGAACGCAUCCGCAGCCACAUGAAGAUGGUGAUCGACCAGCUGGAAGGCAUUCUCAAGGAGCUCAAGGAUGUGGCCAAGGAACUCCGGGAGGUGGUGGGUCAAAUCGACAAAUUAACGUCUGACUUCGACUUUGACCUGGAGCCGGAUGAUUGGACGGUGGCCACAGCCAGCAGCACAUCCAGCAGUGAGCGGGGUUUGGGAGAAGCCUUCAGGCUGGACUUUCUCAAUGCAGAUGUGCUCUCCGACAGCUGGGAGUUCUGCAGUUACCUGGAGGCCGCCGGCGCGGCCGCCCGCAGGUCCAGCGAACAGCCGGGCGAUCUACGACAGGACCUGGAUCAAGGAACUAUCCCGACCCAGACCCUGACCCCCACCACACCCCCCACCACUGCCUCGGUCUACUCCCAGAUGAAUGGCGGGCUUCCAAUCCCCAAUGGACCACGCAUCAUUACUCCGGACUCCUCCAGCGAGGAGGCCAGCAGCUCCACGCACAGUCAAAAGACCUCGCGCACCUCUGGCACGCGAGAAAGAGUCCGCUUCAGCGACAAGAUUCUUUACCACGCGUUGUGCUGCGACGACGAUGAAGAGGAGGAGCAGGAGGAGCUACGGGAGGACAAGAGCGGCUGUGCCACACCAGACAGCGACACAGAGCCGGGUCUCCUGGGCAGCUCAGUCGCUCCCAAGCGUUCUUCCUCUGAGCACUCGCUCCUAUAUAACUGUCUGGACCCUUCCUAUGGCUCCUCGCCGGUGAAGGCGAUGACGGGAGCCCACACGCUACCCAGGAAAGGUCUCUUAAAUCCCGGCUGCCGCAAAAAACUGUUAAGAAAUAGCAGCACACAAACUGUCUCUGACAAGAGCACUCAAACUGUACUGCCCUAUAUUCCAACCAAACAGAAAGCAAAGGACCACUGAGGAAGCAGGAAAUCUCAUGAAGAGAACUGUGCAUUAUUUAAUAUUAAAUACAUAGCUCAUAGAUUAAUACACAAAUAAAUUACUAAAUAAAUAAAUGAUAUAUGGGAAAUCACUUGACUACCCAAACUCAUUCUGUGGCUCAGGGAACACACAAAAAAAAAUUAUAUAAAAGACAAUGUAAAGUCUAAAGAAGUCCAUCUAUACUCAGGUUAAAACUUCAAUGAAGAGACCCACGGUGGGGGAAAUUAUUAUUUUUGAUCUAUUGCUGAAUUUGGUUUUUAAUUUAGUGAAAUACAAAUUUGGUCCUGAAGCAAAACGUGAUUUAAUACUUGGUGGUGAUUCCUAAGUAGCACGGUGUUGUUGGUGACCAGAUUCACAGGAAUUUCCGGAGGGUUUUUUGUUUACGUCUCUUAAUUUACUCUACAAAUCCUAAAAGUUUUGAGGCUUUUAUUUUGACAACUCGAAGUGUCUGCUCCUUCAAAAGUCUACACCGUCAUUUCUAAAGGGAUUAAGAUCUAAACCCUGGUUGGAUCUUAAAGUUCACUGUAGAACUUUAAUGUGUUGCUUGUCAGGCUGCAUUCGAGUUACGAAGGAAGUGGGAACUCUGAGCUGGGUUUGAAGUCAAGGUAGCAGCGUUCUGGUUGAGAAGUUGAAAUUUCAAAAUAGCCACAAACAUUGCUUGCAAUAGGUCUUGUAAACAUUAUUUUAUUUGCUUUACUUUCCAUAAGCAAACAUCACUUUUAGUUUUUCAGGUUAGAGUUACAAGUUUUGGUUUUAGACACUUUUGCAUGUGUGUCUCGUAAAAUAAACAGGUUUCUACAGUUUCUUACUGCAGUUGAUGUGAGCAGCGGCCAUAUUGAAACCAGAAGUCCGCCUAACAAGUCGUAACUAAAACUGGAACGCACUAUUAAGCCACUCCCAUGUUUCCUUCACUUUAUGGUUUGGGUCAUUGUCAUGCUGGAAGAAACAUUCCUAAUUGGUCUUCAGUGUUUUCUACCCCACGUUGUGAGAUCUUGCAUGGAGCUCUAAAGUUGGGCCAACCCACUUUUAUUUUGCAUCUCUUCUGUUUUAAAGUUGUUGGACCAGCAGCGUCCUCUUUUUCACCGAGCUUCUUGCCAAUGUGGGAAAUCCAUAAGACAUCAUUAGACCUCUCUUUGGUCUCGACCAUGACAGUGGAAAGGGUUCAAUAGAUGUGGUGGAUUGCAGUAUUUGAUGUAGUUUUAACACAGUACAAGUUCAAACCAUUAAUUUUUUGGUAAGGAGAUAAACUGACAAAUUCAGCAGAAGAUCAAAUAAUUAUUUACCCCACUGCAUUAAGCUGAAGAGAGAGAUCUCAAAAAUCUUUCCCCCUUGUCACACAAUUGAAGGAGUCACAAGGAGAGAGAGAAAAAAAAAGCAAAGGUUUGUCUAUCAUGUGUAAACAAAACGCCACUCAUUCUGUACCCUAAAUCUGUAUAAACAUUGGCUUUUUUCAUGUUCUGGUAAUUUCAAAUGUCAGGAGGAUUAUUGCUUCCAGGAGGGAAAUGUCUCUAGAUGCAUGUGUCAAGGCGCUUCCUCCUCUCUUUGAUGUCAACAAACGACUCUGAGCGUAAAGUCAGAAAAACAACACCAUUUACCUUCGGUUUCAUAAACCAUCUCAUUGUGAUCGCUCCUUGGUCUGCCGUGGAGCCUGAAACGUAUGAGUGACAGGCAGCAAAACAGAUACACAGGCACUUCGGAAGUAGCGCUCCACAAAAGUGACAUUUCAAUUUUUGUCCUUCGAUGUGCCUGCUAGCGGCGACACUCAAUGUAGAAGCGGAGCUAAAUAGGAUUGGGUGGAUGAGGGGUUUCGGUGGGGGGAUGCGGGGGGAACAAGCGCUAAAGGUUUUGUCUCUUCAUUCAGUGGCCCAGCGGGGAAUUGAACUCGGUAGAGCAGCAUUUUAUUCACAGGGCCAGCGCCAAUAGCCGUUCCUGAUCAAUAUGUUAGAGGGAGGUUGCAGUGAGAGGUCUCUUUGCUGAGCGUGCAAGCCACUCUCCUGGGAUCUGUGAACAAAAACUCACAGUCAGAUCUAUUUACUUACACUGAGCAGAACAAAAAUUAGAAUUGUAGCCCUAAAGAACUGACAUUUCAAAAAGUGUGGGUCCAGGAGCGGGAGCCGGUGACUGAAGAAAAGAGUGUUCUCGCUCAAUGACUUCUCUUUACUUUAUUAUUUUCCCCCCCCUAUUUUUUUAUUUAUUUGCUUUCCCCACACACCAAUGUUCUACCCUGGGAAACAGCUUUGUGAGUGUGGUCCUCACACCCCUGUGUUUUCAGUAUUGAAAAGAAAAGUAAAAUGUUGAAAUCUU